Saprolegnia diclina VS20 is the source of this 345-nucleotide messenger RNA. RefSeq lists its product as hypothetical. Bases 5 to 292 code for a protein of 95 amino acids. NCBI's taxonomy places the organism in Eukaryota, Oomycota, Saprolegniomycetes, Saprolegniales, Saprolegniaceae. The transcript has a single exon. The record is from RefSeq and is a predicted model, not a curated record.
AAUCAUGGGCAGCGCCCCCGACCGUCCGACGAUCGACGAGGCACUGCGUUUGUCGAUGCCCAAGAGCCCGCGGUCCCGGUCGCUCAAGUACUACUACGAGCACCGCGACGACGUCCUCGCCAAGUUGCGUGCAAACUACGGCGACAACAAGGAACGCGAGCGCUUGCGCCAGCGGGAAAAGUACCUCCGGCGCAAGGCCCGUCAAGAGGCGACUGCCGUGGCGCCGCUGGACCUUCGUCUGCGCGUGGCGUUCCUUCUCAACGAGCCGCCGUCGCCCCAUUCGACUUUGUAGGUAUCGAAAAGGUCUUCGAAAGAAAACAACAACUACCACUCACGCCGGGUGAC